This is a messenger RNA of Lolium perenne, 1115 nucleotides long. RefSeq lists its product as uncharacterized. NCBI's taxonomy places the organism in Eukaryota, Viridiplantae, Streptophyta, Magnoliopsida, Poales, Poaceae. The record is from RefSeq and is a predicted model, not a curated record.
CCUCAACCAGCCAGACAGCCACGGCUUCCCUUUUCUACCCAAAAGCUUGCCGCACUUGCUCUAUCCCUCUCUUCUUUCUUCCCCAAAAGCGGCGGCGGCGGCGGCGGGGAAGCGGCAGCACAGCAGAAAGGAAAGGGAAGGAGCGGCGGAAGCAAGCAGGAGCAGCAGCCGAUCUGGUGCGAGGGCGAGAGGAAUCAGAUCCAUGGCCCAGGUGAUUACUACAUUAGUUCUUAGGGAUGUGCCUCAGUUCAUCCGUGACCUGUGUGCUGAAGACGAUGCUGAUAUUAAUGCUGUUCACGAGGCGGUAAAGAAGAUACUGAAUCCUCUAGCAGCUACUGAGUUGGUGACUUGUCCAGAUGUUGAGAACAUACGUGUGCAGUUUUUCUCACUCGAAGAAGCUACAUACGUGAAGGAGUGUUUCGAUUUGGUCAAUAUGGGCAUGAAGUUGCAGUUCAGUGAAUUUAACAUAUCAUCCCAGCAGCAACAACAGCCAGAUAUUUCUUACACAGUUAUUCAGAGGGACAUUUAUAGGCGGAGAUGGGACGGUACAUUUACUGUUCCUUAUGCUACUGAUCCUUCAUGGUUUAACCGCUGGUUCCCACUACAGACAGAAAUAGGACGAGACUGCUAUUUUUAGAUGUUCAGCUUGAGGUACUGUAUUUUUUGGCGACUAUAGGUCGAAUUGAUCCUGGGUCCUGGCCGUGUUGUAUAGUUAUCACAACAUGGGGCCUACUUUUUUUUUUUGGAUACCUCAGGGAAUAACUAUCUUUUCCUGGGAGAUUGACUAGCUAAAGAAAUUACCUAGGAUGGUAUUUGUUUUCUUCCAUAACACUGGUUCUAAAUCUGCGAUUAGGAUUGCACUCGUGGAAUGUUUUGUACUAGGUGAAUUAUUUGGGCGUCUCUAAAGGUAUGUGAGUGGACUUGGUAAAGUGGAAACGAGGGGAUUUGGUAUAGGAAAUCAAAUGAUAUCAUGUUUUUGUGUAGAUGGUAUGGCUUUCAAUCUGUCACUGCCAUUGUCUGCCUCAAAUGAAUUGGUAUGAUUUGGAUAGCUUUCAACAUGUACGCAGAGCACAGUGUGGAUCUGAUGUAUAUUUGUAUUUGUGACAAUACAAGAU